CACCACCGUUAUACCAUAACCACGAUGCUAACCAAAAGUUCUAAAGCUGUUGCUUUCGAGACAAACUGAGCUAGUUGAACCACAUUUCCAUAACGAAAGGCUGACACUCAAGAUGGCUGGUAAUUUGACCCGAUCAAACUGUCUUAGUUUAAUGUUCAGCUUGCUUGUUCUUGGAUUUUUCGCUGCUAGUGCUUCAAGCGCAUUCAGCGAAGAAGAGUUGAGGGGCUAUUUCGAUUAUGAAGGAGAAGAAUCGGCCAAUCCUAAUCAAUUCGAAGAAACUCGAUCUGCCGAAUCUGGCGAGGAAGAUGAUUUACGAUAUCAUGAACUUCAAUAUCGAUGGAAGCAAUAUCCCAGUUAUGUAAAAAAUGGUCGGUAUAGACCAUACCCGCAACUCAUCGCUGUACAACCUCAGCCGUACUACGGGACAUGCAGAGAUGCCCCUCAAUGCAGAUCAUGCAAAGCUCCGCGAGUACCAUCCUACCAACCAUCUGCUCGAUCUGUGCGUGUCGAAUCAAGAGCAUGGGAACACCAAUUUGACGAAGACCAGGCUGCUUACGGAGAAUAUGAAUUACGUUAUUACGGUGCCAGGCCACCCAAGCCAUCACUCCCUCAAUGCAACAAAGAAUGCAAAGCGGAUAUCAAAGUCCCCGCAAAAAAACCGUACUACAAUCCUGCUGCCCAAUAUUCACCACCUAAAUAUGGCGGCUAUGGCCGCGGGUUGCAAGUCCAUAGACUGGAGGUUACAAUGACAAGCGUUACUUCUACCUUAACCAAAUCGUGUAAAAGGAAGAUUUGUUUAGCUAUCGUUUUUGGACUUUUGGCUGUCAGUUCGGCGAGUCCGUUUGAUGAAGAGUUGCGAGACUACCUUAAUUACGAGGAACGAGAGCAAGCGGAACAAAACCAAUUAGAAGAUCGAUCCGCGGAGUUUCUUGAUGAAGAAAGGGAACUAAAAUAUUAUGGCGAUCCUUACCAACAGCAGAAAGGUUUUUGUGCAGGGAAGAAGGAUGGUAACUACAUCAACCCGGAAAAUCCCCAUUCUUUCUAUCAGUGCCAUCAAAGUGGCGCCACCAAACUAACGAUGUGUCCUUCGGAAACCGUCUACGAUCCUCCUCCGAGGGAUCGCUGUGAGUGGCCUCACUUAGUCCAGGGCUGUAAUGGUCGCUACGGGAAUUGCUAUGACAAACAACCCAUCAUCGUGUUGCCAACGUUGUCCCCGAACGUCAAAGAUAGGACUUGCAGUAAUCUCCCUCAAUGCCUAUCUUGUAAACCAGCUACCGUGCCUGCCUAUGAACCACGGGCCAAAGGGGUUGGUCCAAGAGGCUAUUUUGAGCGGUCUGCCGAAAGAGAAUACGAAUCGAGAUAUUUUGAACAACCGGUAAAAUCGUCCAGUUUCUGUGUUGGUAAAAGCGAUGGCAAUUACGUAAACCCAAACAACCCUCACUCGUUUUACCAGUGCCAUCAGAACGGUGCUACCGUCUUCCAGCCUUGCCCAUCCGGCACCGUUUACGAUCCAAUGCCCAGGGAUCGCUGCGAAUGGCCAAAUGAAGUACAAGGUUGCAAUGGUGGCUAUGGGCGUGGAUGCAAAUAUGCGCCAAUCGUGGCAACUGAAGUCUACCCCCCAUACCCAGUCCACACAAUUAAACCGUCAUUCCCUCAAUGCAAUGUAGGAUGCAAAGUAGACGUAACUCGACCACCAGUCAAAGAGUCCUACAUGCAACAUUCUAAGCAUCAGCUUUUCCAACACGGAUAUUCCGGCUAAGCAGCUUGGACAUUAUUUGCAAUAGUUGCCCAGUGCUCAACUUAAAACAACAAAGCUGGAUAACAUUCACUGCACAUGAGGUCUUUCCUGAAUGUAAGGCUGGUUGGAAAAUAAAUGAUAAUUACAAUUA
Molecule: messenger RNA, 1889 nt
Organism: Daphnia magna
Lineage: Eukaryota; Metazoa; Arthropoda; Branchiopoda; Diplostraca; Daphniidae
Exons: 8
Coding region: 113-1759 (548 amino acids)
Cellular component (GO): extracellular region
Molecular function (GO): chitin binding
Source: RefSeq, a predicted model, not a curated record